This is a messenger RNA of Cucurbita moschata (crookneck pumpkin), 431 nucleotides long. RefSeq lists its product as uncharacterized. Gene Ontology annotation, biological process: cell fate determination. The coding region runs from base 4 to 372 and encodes 122 amino acids. The transcript has 2 exons. Lineage: Eukaryota; Viridiplantae; Streptophyta; Magnoliopsida; Cucurbitales; Cucurbitaceae. The record is from RefSeq and is a predicted model, not a curated record.
AAAAUGGCUCCCUCUGCCAAGCUUUUCGCUGCGCUUCUCUUCGUCUCUUUUCUUUCCAAAGAAAAUUCUCAGUGUUUUUUGAGCAACAUAACAAUCCGCCAAAGUAUGACUGGAUUUCAAAUUCAUGGAAUGACAGAAUGGAACACGACAGUAAGUAACAACUGUUUGUGUUCUCAAUCAGAAGUGAAACUUGAUUGCAGAGGAUUUCAAACUACAAAAAGCAUCGAUCCUUUGAUAUUAGCCAUUACCGACACUGAAUGCUUAGUCAACAAUGGACUCCCAAUCUUCAACUCAACCCCUAUCACCUUCACUUAUGCACAAAACCCUCAAUUCAACUUCAAACCAAUCUCUUCUCAAAUCGCUUGUUCUUAAAUCCUUUUAUCUUUAAUGGCUACUAACUCAGUCUUGUUGUUCACGUCUUAUCAUUUAAA